UGUCGUUCUGCCACGGCUGCACCGAUGACAGCCUGAGGGGGAUGCCAGGGGCCACAGGUCUACAGUCUUAGCGUCUUUCGCUGCAUGCAUCGUGACCGCUGGGGGCGCCCCCCAUUGCAGGCCUAGUGGACUUGGCCUAGUGAACUUGAAAAGCGAAGAAUGAUACCGUCUCCCGAGCGUCCGUCGUCGUCUGUUGAGGCGGUGGGAGGCAGCCCUGCUGGUGCAUCCCCCGUAACACCAUACUACACACCAAGUCAGACACAACAAACCACCUCCGAGUCGGCCCCUCAGGGUCAUCUCAUUUCUCAUGUCUCUGUUGUCUGUGUAGCUGCAGCAGGAGUGUCGCCCACGACGAGUGACCCGCAGAAUGUCACUGCCACGAGCCUCUACCUGCCGCCGGCUCCAGCCCCUUCGCCCGCCUACGGCCAGGCAAUCAUGAUGCCAGGGGCUGCAUCCUACUACACGCCGGUGGGUGUGGGGGGCUCGCCGCAGUCACCCCACUUCGUGGCAAGGACACAGCAGCCGAAGCUCAAGAAGCGCUCCUGCCCCUGGUGCUGCUGCUGAUCAUAAAUGGUGGAAUUGAGCUGAAUGCAUUGUGUGCUCUGAGGCAUUUGUGGCUUGCGGCCAUAUGGCAUACAUAUGCCUGGCUGGUGGAGGGAUGCAUCGCCUGCAGGUGUGAGUGGGGUCCGGGAGGGGGAGCCUGUGUGUCUGAGUGAGUGAGUGAGUGAGUGAGUGAGAG
Vitrella brassicaformis is the source of this 739-nucleotide messenger RNA. The record is from the annotation of a GenBank genome assembly. Lineage: Eukaryota; Vitrellaceae.